Molecule: messenger RNA, 3756 nt
Organism: Conger conger (European conger)
Lineage: Eukaryota; Metazoa; Chordata; Actinopteri; Anguilliformes; Congridae
Gene: ap5z1
Product: adaptor related protein complex 5 subunit zeta 1
Exons: 18
Coding region: 118-2595 (825 amino acids)
Cellular component (GO): AP-5 adaptor complex
Source: RefSeq, a predicted model, not a curated record
AGGAAACACCCGUUCAAAGGGGGAAAUAGUGGAGGCUAGCCAACUUUUCACUGCCAUUGAAAAAAGAUUCAAGUUAUGUUUUUCCACCGCGUUUUGAGGUGAAAAUUAUCUCCCAGCAUGUAUGCUUCUGGAACGGAGAGUUUGAUCAAGCAAGCGAGAGAAAUUCAAGAGGAAGAGCUACAGAAGUUCUAUAGCCGCAUAUCUAAACUUGUCCACACCAAAGACUAUGGAAACGAGACAGUUGAUUCUUUGCAGAGGCUUCACUUAAUAGUGUCAGCAACCAAGUAUGGUCGGACGAUUCCGUCCGACCUUUACAAGAAGCUUCAGGCACUGCUGUGCUCACCAAGCACGCCAGAGCAGAUCCAGGUUUUGUGUUCCGGUACGCUGAGAGAGAGCCUGCCCAUCCGCGUCCACAAUCUGUCAACAGAGGACAUCCAAGACAGCCGGACCAUCAACUAUGUGGCAGCUGUCAUUCUUGCACAGGCGGGACACAAAAAUGACCUCACUGCCCUCAGUAACCAGCUCCUGAAGAGUCUGGAGUCCCGGCAGCCAGAGUGCCAGAUAUCCAGACACGUGCUUCCUAUUCUCUCCAAGGUCAUCAGUUUCUCUCCUGAGAGUCUAACUGAAGAUCACAUCAACCUGGUCAACCGGAAGCUGGUGGAUUGGCUGCGGUAUGCCAGUGUCCAACAGGGGGCGUCCAUGUCCUCUGGAGGCUUUUUCACCGGACCCAGAUCCCGGCAGCCCGCUCCUCUGACGGAGGUGGACGGGGCCGUUGCCGGAGACUUCUUCACCGUGCUGUGUGUGGGGCAGAGCUACACGGAGGACCAGUGGAUGAACAUGUACGCCUUCUCCAUGAUCAGGAAGUGGCUGCUGACCUACGACACGGAGGGGACCGGCAAUGCGGAUGCAGCUCACCUUAAGAGAGCACAUUACAUGCAAUCCCUGUCGCAAGAUGACAGGUCAGAGGUGGACGGGUCGGUGAUGUCCAUGGUGUCGGCUACGUCAUCGUCCAGUCGCCUGUUGCCGCCCAAAGAGCGCCUGAGGGAGAAGGCCUUUGAGUACUGCCACAGACUCAUCGAGCAGAGCGACCGCAAGGCCCAGAAGAAGGCUGAUACGGAGCUGCAGAAAGCUUGCCUUGUGGAGGCGGUGACUGUCAUGGACAUCAUCUGCAAGGAAGACCCGUCCUUCGUUUACCGGGCGUUCCCCUGCAUCAAGGCCCUGUACGGCCGCCUGAACGCAGAGCUGGCCUUCGCCCGCGUCGUACUCCCCAUUGCGCAGUUCUAUCUUAACCACAGCGAGACGGCGGCGGUGGACUCCGAGGCGGUGUUCCGGCAGCUGUUCUCGCAGUUCCCCGGAGAGCUCUUCAACGAGUCGCUGCUGGCCUUCGAGUUCACCCAGUUCUGCAGGGCCAACGUGGCCGUGCUGCAGGAGGGAGUGGCCCUCUACAGGCAGAGCUUCCCUAACCUGCUGAAGUUCCUGGCCUGGAACAGCCCGGCCCUGAUCUCAGAGUUUGCUGAGCUCCUGCCCUCCCUGCUGUGUCCUGAGACAGCCAUCGAGGUCCUGCACUCCCUGCUGGACCUGCCGUGUCUGGCUGCAGCCCUCGACCUCCAGCUCAGGUCUGCAUCCCUCCAGGCCCCUGAGAAGACCCUGUGGGACCAGGGGCCCAAGGUCACCAGCUCUCUGGAGGCCUUCCGGCAGCCCUCCUAUCGGGGCAUGUUCCUGUACAUACUGCGCCCAGAGGCCGGGACCGGGGACACCAUCGACAGGUUGAGCUUACUCCACGAGGUCCUGGCGGACAUGGCGGAGAGCCCGCGCACGGUGCAGUGUGCCCAGACCGUCCCCGUCCUCCUGCACCUCUUCUUCAACACCGUCGUCCAGUUUGCAGACAAGAAGCUGAUUAACCAGCUGGUCCUCAUCCUGCUGGAGAGAAGUGGUCUGCUGUUCAACAUUCGCAACUACAAGACCGAAGUGCAGAGAGUGUUCAGCUCCCACUUGCUGGUCUUAUGCAAGCUACACCCGUCUCUCAUAGUGGAACAGUCCAGGGAGCUGAUAGACUUCACUUGCACCACAGCCAACAUAUACAGCAAAGAGGACCUCUACAUUCACAUGGUGUGGGUGAUCGGGGAGUACCUCUCCGUGUCCCAUGAUGCUCGCUGCACGGUGGAGCAGAUCACCUCUUUCUUCGAGACGUUGGAGGCGGUGCUGUUCGAGAUCAUGCAGGUGCGGCAGCUGGCCGGCCCUCCCCGCUACUCGCCACGCCUCAUCACCGUGCUCAUGACCACGCUGGCCAAACUGGCGUCCCGCAGCCAGGACCUCAUCCCCAGGGUUUCUCUGUUCCUGUCCAAGAUGCGCUCGUUCGCUCGCAGUGCGACUGUGGCCUCCUGCUUCAGCGAGGAGGACCUGGAGGAGAUCCUGACCCGCGCCCACGAGCUCAUCAACCUGCUCAAGCUGCCCAGCGUGGCCCAGUUUGUCCUGGCGCCCUCCGCCCGAGGGGACAGCCCCCGCUGGCACCGCGACUCCAACGCCUCCCUGCCGCUGUCCAUGAGGACCGUCAGCAGUCUGCUGCACAAACACGGCAGCUUCCAGCACUGCUGACUUUAGCACGCUAAUGUACAACCUCUUCUAGCACUGGUGAACUUAGCAUGCUAAUGUACAACCUCUCCAGCACUGCUGGUCUUAGCAUGCUAAUGUACAACCUCUCCAGCACUGCUGACAUUAGCGUGUUAAUGUACAACCUCUUCUAGCACUGGUGAACUUAGCGCGCUAAUGUACAACCUCUCCACCUCUCCAGCUCUGCUGGGCUUAGCGUGUUAAUGUUCAACCUCUUCUAGCACUGCUGAGCUUAGCAUACUAAUGUACAACCUCACCCAACACUGCUGAGCUUAGCAUGCUAAUAUACAACCACUCCAGCAUAGCGGUGCUUAGCAUGCUAACAUAGAACCUCUCCAGCAUAGCGGUGCUUAGCAUGCUAAUAUACAACCUCUCCAGCAUAGCGGUGCUUAGCGUGCUAAUGUACAACCUCUCCCGGCACUGCUGAGCGUAGCACGCUAAUGUACAACCUCACUCUGUUCUGGUCAAACCAGAUUGUUGGGAAACUGCACCAUGCUGUAGUGAAGCAUUUAUCUUCACUUAUAUGCAUUUGCAGUCUACAUUGAAUGCAUUUACUGCUGGAGGCUGAUAGCUUAUGCAGCAGAAAUAUGUUCUAUGAUUUAUGAUUCAGUUAAUAUAGAAUUUUUCUAAACAUUAAAUGUGUUAAUAUUUUGAUUCUCAAUAUUUGAUCAUUUUGUUUCUUGUGUGUUGAGAAAUCACUUUCGGCCUUGGUGGGGUUUACUUGUCAAGACACAUUUUGAAGAAAAGCAUUGGAUUCAGUUGAAUGGUAAAUGUAAUCAGAUGUCCAAUCAUAGAUUCAUGUCAUUUUGUACAUUCUUGUACUGAGCUUUCAUUUCUCCUAAGUAAAGAAAUGGGAAGAAACAGAAAGCUCCAUUGUUUUGGUGGUUGGGCAGAAGUUGUUCUUGGCAAUUGGAUUGUGGAUGUAUCAAAACAUUCCUGCAGUAGCAUAAGACAUAUUCAUUCGUAACAAAUGAAUAUGCAUGCCUUAAUAUACAUAUGAUAUUUGUCUCUGUGAGGUCAGUAAUGGAUGUCAUGGACACGUGUAUGGCUUACAGUUACAGUCAGUCAACAUAUCCCUCUGGAUAAAUGUUUAAAUUUGAUUAAAACCUAUGCCCAAAAUUUCAGGAAUAAAAUCUUUUGGAUGUU